UCCUCUUGCCUACUACGCCUUGACUCCUUGUUCGUGGAAACUGGGGGCCGCUGUGAAUUCCGGUUCGACUCUUCAUUCAGCCGCCCUGUUCCGUCUCUUUCUCCGGUCCUCCGUGGUUCUCGGCGCCCGUACCGCUGGCUGCGGCCGCUUCUCGGAAAUCGGCAGUUUCUCACCCUUCCCCGGUAUUUAAUAAUCUCUCCCCGACAGUCCCGGCCCUGGCCAUGGCGGCGAGUGCGAAGCGAAAGCAGGAAGAGAAACAUCUGAAGAUGCUGCGGGAGAUGACGAGCCUGCCGCCCAACAGAAAGUGCUUCGACUGCGACCAGCGCGGCCCGACCUACGCCAACAUGACUGUGGGUUCGUUCGUUUGCACCACCUGCUCGGGUAUUCUACGAGGGCUCAACCCCCCCCACAGAGUGAAGUCCAUCUCCAUGACGACCUUCACGCAGCAAGAAAUUGAGUUUCUGCAGAAACAUGGCAACGAGGUAUGCAAACAGAUAUGGUUGGGUCUGUACGACGACAGAACUUCAGCUAUACCAGACUUCCGUGAACCACAGAAAGUCAAAGAGUUCCUUCAAGAAAAAUAUGAGAAAAAAAGAUGGUUUGUCCCCCCAGAACAGGCCAAGGUGGUGGCCUCCGUCCACGCCUCCAUCUCAGGCUCCUCGGCUAGCAGCACCAGUAGCACCCCCGAGGUCCGGCCCCUCAAAACUCUGCUUGGAGAGUCCGCUCCCACCCUGCAUCUCAACAAGACCACACCCAGUCAGUCCCCGGUGGUGGGUCGCGUCCAGGCGCAGCAGAUGGGCGGGCAGUUCCAGGAGAAGAAGUUCGACCUCCUCAGUGACCUGGGUGGAGAUAUCUUCGCUGCCCCACCCUCUCAGACUGCAGGCUCUGCCAACUUUGCAAACUUUGCACAUUUCAACAGCCACCCAGCUCAGAGUACUGCUAAUGCAGACUUUGCAAACUUUGAUGCAUUUGGAAACACUGGUGCACCAGCUCAUUUUCCCCCUGCACCUCAACCUCUGUCUCAACCCCCUCACACAGCGUUCACUGCUCUGUCAUCCAGCCGCAGUGUGGGGGACUUUGCCACCGCUCUGCCGCACCUGGCUGCACACAGUAGCACCUCUGGAUUAGCUAAUGCCAACUUUGCAAAUUUUGACAACUUCCCCAAAUCCUCUAGCGCUGACUUUGGCUCCUUCAGUUCGUCCCAGAGUAACUCCACAGGAGUCCCCAAAGCGGCCGUAGACAGCACGAGCGUCCCCGCAGAUAGAUACGCCGCUCUGGCUGACCUGGAUAACAUCUUUAGCUCUGCCAAACCUGAGCCAGGGGGAGGUGUGCCGAGCGGUGUGAGUUCUGCUCCUGCGUCUGCCGGCGUGGUGCCGCCCCAGGCCCCGCCGGCUGGGCUGGGGGGAGACCGCUACGCUGCGCUGGCUGAGCUGGACAACGUCUUCAGCUCCUCCGCUUCCACCAGCAGCGUGUACAGCACCAGCAGCACUGCCCCGGGUAACGUUUUCAGCGCUGUAACAGGGGUCACACCCGCCCAGGCACAGCAGGUGGUACCCAACAUGCCCCAGGGUUUCGGAGCUCCAUCAACCAAUCCCUUUGUUGCUGCUGCCGUUGCCCCGGCGACUGCCCCAACCAACCCUUUCCAGACAAAUGGAAGAGCAGCAGCAGUGGCAGCAGCAGGCCUGUUUGGAACCUUCCCUCCCGCCCACUUUGCCACAUUCGGCACGGGCUCCAUGAGCAUGCCAGCGGGAUUUGGGAACGCUGCCGCCUACAACCUCCCCACGAGCUUCAGUGGGACAUUUCAGCAGCCCCUCCCAGGACAGGCCCCCUUCCCUCAGCCUCCGGCAUACCCCCCACAGCCCAAUGGUGCAGGGUUUGCUGCUUUUGGACAGGCCAAGCCUGUGGUGACCCCGUUCGGACAGGCAUUGGCAGGACCUGGAGUGUCAAGUAACCCCUUCUUGGCGGGGGCCCCUACAGGACAAUACCCUACAGGAAGUUCCUCUACAAAUCCCUUCUUAUAGCGCGCCUCCUGCAAACCACCACUAGGAGGCGACACCUGGCGCCCACGCACCUCUUGCACUGUUUUGUUUCACAAGUAGCUUUAAAAACACGUUUCUAAAACUUGUAUUUUGUAUUGAGUUUUAAAAACAAUGGCAAUGACAUCAAUGGCAAAACAAAACAAGGUAACGGUGCGCAGAAGGAUGGUCUCUCCGCAUCCUGUAUUUAACCUGUGAACUGGCCCCACACCCACAGAGCCACAUGUAUAUUCAAACUGGCUAAUGCUAAGUUAUUGCAAAUACCACAUUCAUUAUGCUGCAAUUCUGUACAUAUUUUUCUUAGAAAAUUUGCUCUUUGUGCAUAUCAGUAUUGGUAUCUUUACCACAUGUAUGUUACAGGGAUUAAGCAUUGGGCUACUGAGAGUUUCUGUAUUUGUGAAGAAAAAAAAAAAGAAUCAAUACAGGCAGUUUGGAUCAGUAGGUACAGCAGAUGUUGCAAGAAAAAAGCAGGAAAAAGCAUUGUGUUCCGUUCCCGUGGGGGGAAAAAGAGCAUCUCUCUUCCGUUACCUGUCCUGAGGCUCGCCAGCCCCUCUCUUGUCCACAUCCUCAGGUGCUCAGUCAUCACAGACUAAGACCACUUACGUUGGGUGUUACAGAAAUUUAAGUUAAUGUGUACAUAUAUAUUAAAAUGGAUUUUAACUAAAAAAAAAUCACUCUUUUUGUAUUUCUGUACAAUUCAUUCAUGUGUUGGAACAUUUUGUAAAAUAGAGAGAUUUAUAAAUGACUCAUUAUGAAGACGUUGCACUCUGUCCGACAUCAAAGGUUUGGCUCUGCUGCGGGGAGCAGACUGAAAGGGGAAGACUGACUGGGUAGGAACUGAGUUACGGUGGCAGGAAGACGAGCAGCCCUGGGAAAUCUGAUAUAUAUUUCUAGCUCUAUUGUAAUAGCACUUUUCAUCUGCCUUGUAUUUAGAUUUUUCUUUUAAUUAAGAAUAAAAAGUCAAAGCAAA
This is a messenger RNA of Megalops cyprinoides (Indo-Pacific tarpon), 3006 nucleotides long. RefSeq names its product ArfGAP with FG repeats 1a (gene agfg1a). Bases 222 to 2021 code for a protein of 599 amino acids. Gene Ontology annotation, molecular function: GTPase activator activity. NCBI's taxonomy places the organism in Eukaryota, Metazoa, Chordata, Actinopteri, Elopiformes, Megalopidae. The transcript is spliced from 15 exons. The record is from RefSeq and is a predicted model, not a curated record.